This is a messenger RNA of Penicillium diatomitis, 1065 nucleotides long. RefSeq names its product TOM complex pore protein TOM40 (gene tom40). Gene Ontology annotation, biological process: protein import into mitochondrial matrix. The coding region runs from base 1 to 1065 and encodes 354 amino acids. Lineage: Eukaryota; Fungi; Ascomycota; Eurotiomycetes; Eurotiales; Aspergillaceae. The transcript has 3 exons. Gene Ontology annotation, molecular function: transmembrane protein transporter activity. The record is from RefSeq and is a predicted model, not a curated record. Gene Ontology annotation, cellular component: mitochondrial outer membrane; mitochondrial outer membrane translocase complex.
AUGGGCGAUCUCACAUCAUCUCUUUCCGUUCUCACGGAAAACCCUGCGAUGGCAAUCGUGAACGACAUGUACACCUCGUUCGCCGAGCGCCGAGCAUUGUUGAACCUGCCCAACCCCGGCACUGUGGACAACAUUGCGCGUGAGGUGCAGAAGGAGGUUUUGCUCUCCAAUUUCAUGUUUUCUGGUCUUCGCGCGGAUUUGACCAAGGUGUUUGGCAUGUCUCCCCUGUUCCGAGUCUCUCAUGCCUUCUCAAUGGGAGGCUCCGGCAACCUGCCACCGUACGCCUUUUCGUCGAUGUACGGCAGCCCCAAGGUUUUCAUGCAAGGUAACCUCGGCAGCGAUGGCACCCUCUCGGCCGUCUACAACUGGCGCUGGAACCAGGCCCUCGUCACGAAGACCAACGCUCAGAUUAUGCCCGGUGGUGGUCAGGGUCUGAUGCAGAUUGAUAACGACUACACUGGCAAGGACUUUUCUGCGUCUCUGAAGGCAUUCAACCCCUCGUUCCUUGAGGGUGGCCUUACUGGCAUCUUUGUUGGAAGCUACCUUCAGAGCGUCACCCCCGGCUUGGCCCUCGGUUUUGAGGCCAUCUGGCAGCGCCAGGGUCUGAACGCUCGUCCCGAAACUGCUCUCUCUUACUGCGCCAAGUACAAGGGCGAUGAUUGGAUUGGUACUGCCCAGCUGCAGGCUCAGGGCACCUUUGCUGCCACCUACUGGCGCAAGCUGUCCGAGCGCGUUGAAGCUGGUGUUGACAUGAACCUCCAGUUCGCUCCCAACGCCGCUGCCAUGAUGAUGGGUGGUCCCAGCCGUGACGGCACCACUGCGAUCGGUGCCAAGUACGACUUCCGUGCCUCUUCCUUCCGCGCCCAGGUCGACAGUGCCGGUAAGGUCAGCUGCCUCUUGGAAAAGCGUAUCGCCAUGCCCAUCUCUUUGACUUUUGCUGGUGAAAUUGACCAGGCCAAGCAAACGGCCAAGGUUGGACUUGCGGUCUCUCUCGAGAUUGCUGGCGAGGAGUUGAUGGAGCAGCAGGAGAAGGCUGACCCCAACAUGAUGCCCCCUCCCUUCUAA